AUGAGCGGCAGGUAUGAUGACAGGCGGCGGGACGACCGGGACCGAGAUCGGGACCGCGACUACCGCAGGCCUGACGAUAGGGAUGACAGGCGGCGGGGCUUUGACGAUCGGGGUGGCCGCCGCGGCGGCGACCGCGAGCGAGAGCGGGGGCGGGAUCGGGAGGGGGACGAUAGGCGGCGCCGCGGCAGCCGCAGCCGCAGCAGGGACCCACGCGGGGACCCACGGGACCGCAAGCGCAGCCGCAGCAGGGAGCAGGAGCGGGUGCGGCGGCACAGCAGGGACCGCAGCCGGGACGGCCGCCGCGAGCGCAGCCGGGAGCGGCGCAGGAGCAGCCGCUCCCUGUCCCCCUCGCAGCAGCGCGACAGCAAGCGGCGGCGCAGCGACGCGGGCGGCGCCCCUGAGCCUCCGACCGAGGGCGCCGCGCCGCCGCCGCCUCCGCAGCCCAUGGACGCAGAGGGAGGUGGCGAGGCAGCGGCGAUGGAUGGUGGAGGCGAGGGGCAGGCAGGGGAGGAUGGGGAGGCUGUCGCCCUGGAGCUGGAUGCAGAGCUGACUCCGGAGGAAAUCAUGAUGAUGCAGCAGAUGGGCAUCCCCUUUGGCUUUGACACCACCCAGGGCAAGAAGCACGCGGAUGCGGGGGCGGUGAAGGUGAAGACGACCCGCGGCGCGCGGCAGUACAUGAACCGCAGGGGCGGCUUCAACCGUGAGCUGGAUGGCGAGGCCACCGGCGAGAAGGUCAGGAUCGAGUGGCUGCGCAGCUAG
Molecule: messenger RNA, 759 nt
Organism: Chlorella variabilis
Lineage: Eukaryota; Viridiplantae; Chlorophyta; Trebouxiophyceae; Chlorellales; Chlorellaceae
Exons: 4
Coding region: 1-759 (252 amino acids)
Biological process (GO): RNA splicing
Cellular component (GO): precatalytic spliceosome
Source: RefSeq, a predicted model, not a curated record